Mycetomoellerius zeteki is the source of this 1461-nucleotide messenger RNA. It is a transcript of the gene Rpt3, whose product is annotated as 26S proteasome regulatory subunit Rpt3. Gene Ontology annotation, molecular function: ATP binding; ATP hydrolysis activity. NCBI's taxonomy places the organism in Eukaryota, Metazoa, Arthropoda, Insecta, Hymenoptera, Formicidae. The record is from RefSeq and is a predicted model, not a curated record.
UACGUUUUAGUCGUUGAGGAUUUGGGCUAAUUGUGACGAAUGCUCAAAAAUCUAAAGUCAUUCAGUUCUGUUUAAAGUCAUUUGAUACUCGUUGUUUGUCGGCGCAUUUAAUAAUUUCAUUAAAUUCGUUUAUACAAUCUUCUCAUACUAUAAUGGAAGAACUGGGCAUUAUUUUACCCGAUAAGGAUAUAGGUGAAAUUGAUUGCAAACCAGCUGUUGGUCAUUACACAGGAGCUGGAGAUGAAUUGGAUGUUGAAGACCUUUAUACUAAAUAUAAGAAAUUGCAGAGGAUGUUGGAAUUUCUUGAGGUACAAGAGGAAUAUAUUAAAGAUGAACAACGUAAUCUAAAAAAAGAAUAUUUGCAUGCUCAAGAAGAAGUUAAGCGUAUCCAGAGUGUACCUUUGGUCAUUGGACAAUUCCUAGAAGCUGUUGAUCAGAAUACUGGUAUAGUGGGUUCUACAACAGGCUCAAAUUAUUACGUACGGAUUUUGUCUACUAUAGACAGAGAACUCUUAAAGCCUUCUGCUAGUGUAGCGCUCCACAAGCAUAGCAAUGCUUUAGUGGAUGUGCUGCCACCAGAAGCUGAUUCUAGCAUUUCUAUGUUACAAGCAGAUGAGAAACCAGAUAUCCAGUACAGUGAUAUAGGUGGAAUGGAUAUGCAAAAACAAGAGAUCAGAGAAGCAGUGGAGUUACCUCUUACUCAUUUUGAAUUAUAUAAGCAGAUUGGUAUUGAUCCACCUCGAGGGGUACUUAUGUACGGACCACCUGGUUGUGGAAAAACUAUGUUAGCAAAAGCUGUUGCUAGACAUACCACUGCUGCCUUUAUUCGCGUAGUGGGUUCUGAAUUUGUGCAAAAAUAUUUGGGUGAAGGACCAAGAAUGGUACGAGACGUAUUCCGUUUGGCAAAAGAGAACUCACCAGCUAUAAUAUUUGUUGACGAGAUAGAUGCUAUCGCUACCAAAAGAUUUGACGCUCAAACUGGAGCAGAUCGUGAAGUGCAACGUAUUCUUUUGGAGUUACUCAAUCAGAUGGAUGGUUUUGAUCAAACAACUAAUGUCAAAGUUAUUAUGGCGACAAAUAGAGCGGAUACAUUGGAUCCUGCAUUGCUUCGUCCUGGUAGAUUAGAUCGCAAGAUUGAAUUUCCAUUGCCUGAUCGUCGACAGAAACGCUUAAUCUUCUCCACGAUUACUGCAAAAAUGAACUUGAGCGAAGAAGUGGAUCUCGAGGAUUAUGUAGCACGACCAGAUAGAAUUUCUGGUGCUGAUAUAUCAGGAAUGCAUGCGGUUCGUGAAAAUCGUUACAUCGUUUUAGCAAAAGAUUUUGAAAAAGGUUAUAAAAACAAUAUUAAGAAAGAUGAGUCUGAACAUGAAUUCUACAAGUAAAUCGAAUAAUGUUUCGUUAUGUGACUAUAUCUUAUAUACUUAUAUAACAUGCGUAUAAUAAUAGACAUGUUACAAGAUU